AUGGAGGAGGAGACGACAUUCUUUGAGCGUGAACGCGAUCGCUUGACAGGAGAAAUCACCAGCGGCUUCGAAGAACUGCUCUCCUCGAGUAAUGGCUUGAACCGCAAACUGGAGGAAGUCCUAGGCAUGACGCACGAAUACGAGACUAUUGCCGGGCUAUGGCAGAACUUUCAUGAACUGAUGCGUGGACAAAAGGUCGAGGGGGACAUUUCGUCGACGGAGACCCAAGGAAUGCCAGGAACAGGCGGGCAUGUGCUCGCCGCCAAGCAGGAGAGUACUGGUCCUAGCCAGCACGAUGUAUGACAGUAUAGAGAUAGUCCAGUGUAAAGGAAUUGUCAUGCACACAACAGGUAUCCAAGUACAUGAAGGCGAGAAGAAUGCAGCAAACGAAUAAGAUCAUAAUAA
Molecule: messenger RNA, 405 nt
Organism: Laetiporus sulphureus 93-53
Lineage: Eukaryota; Fungi; Basidiomycota; Agaricomycetes; Polyporales; Laetiporaceae
Exons: 2
Coding region: 1-303 (100 amino acids)
Cellular component (GO): mitotic spindle pole body; DASH complex; mitotic spindle
Source: RefSeq, a predicted model, not a curated record